Molecule: messenger RNA, 702 nt
Organism: Oikopleura dioica
Lineage: Eukaryota; Metazoa; Chordata; Appendicularia; Copelata; Oikopleuridae
Source: the annotation of a GenBank genome assembly
AUGAAAGCAACUUUUCUUAUUUUUUCGUUGGCUGAAGGGCUCAAAUUGAAUGGAGGUGCUGAUAUUAGAGUACGCUCAAACACGCGGACAACGCGGCAAAUGGAAUCCUUGGCGGCUGACAUGUUCAACAAGCAACUCGGGUCGAGCAGCUUCACGGCGGAUAGUUGGACCGACGCGUUCAUGGAGUACGGCUGCUACUGCAACAAACUCGUCCAAGGAGGAGGGCACCUGCCGGGUGUUGAUGCAUCGGAUAUCAAUUAUGACAAGCAUGAGAGUCUUUGCAUGGACCUCUAUGCUUGCUACAAGUGCAUCAACAUCGACUACGAUCACAAUGGAACAUACGCCGCGACAGUAAUGGAGUACACUGCCGAAGUCACUGCUGAUGGCGAAUACACAUGUCUCGACCCCGAAAAUGACAGCGACAAUCAUCUGGACAACUGCCCUCUUGAUGUUUGCCGAUGCGACAAAAUGUUUGCCGAAAAAAUUCUUGAAAAUUAUAGAAGAUGUAAAAAUGGAGAAACUGAAUUUUGCCUGAAAGAUCAGUUUCAACACGCGAACGGUUUCAGCGGUGACCAAUGCGAAGAUGUUGGGGAAAAGAAAGAAAAGCACGAUUCUUGCUGCGGACGUUACCCGAACAGGAAGCCGAUGACGACGAUGAAAGAAUGUUGCGAUAAUAGAAUCGUCGAUUAUGGAACUUGCUGA